UGAACAUCCUCACUUGUCUUUUGUUGAGGUUUCAAACAAGUCAUGUCUUGGACAGCCGCACUUGUGGUUGUUGCUCUUACAACCGCGAGCUAUCUGUUCCAUAAAACCUAUGUUCAUCGUUCUAGGAUCAAUGACCUAAGAAAGCAAGGCAUCCCAAUGCCAAAAGAGUGGAGUUGGUUCACUGGCCACCUCCUAACGCUUCAGAAAUACGUCAACAGACUACCACCUGAUGCGAACGUGAACCUUGCUAUGCGGGAUCUCGCCCUCGAGUUCGCCGAUACAGAGGUGUUCUUGAUGGACUUUUGGCCUGUGUAUCCGCCGCUUCUAGUGGUAUAUGAUCCUGAUGCCGCUGUCCAGAUAACGACCAAGUACAAUCUGCCAAAGACUGAUAUGCAUUUGCAAUUCAUGAGACCGAUUACCGGCGGGCCAAAUCUCAUAUCCAUGAGCGAUCAGGAGUGGAAAAUUUGGCGAUCACUUUUUAAUCCAGGUUUCAGUUCAUCAGUCAUGAUGGAAAACGUACCGCAUAUUAUCGACAAAGUCCAAAUCUUCUUUGAAAGGUUGAAAGAGGGGGCGAAGAACGGUAUUGUGUCGCUGGACAGCCUCACAACGAGUCUGACUAUGGAUGUUAUUGUCAAAUUGACGCUAGAUGCCGAUCUCGAUUGCCAACGUUCAGAAAGCGCACUUGUUAGUGCGAUGAACAACAUCAUCGCGUGGCAUUCAUUCUGGGAUCCAAGAAUUCUGAUGCAUCCGUUCCGCCCUCUCGUUCAAAGGUACUAUGGCAGAGUAAUGAAUACCCAUAUUCGAAAGGAGCUGAUCAAGCGAUUCAAUGAUCUGAAGCAAGCAAAGCUUGAUAGCAACAAAACAAUAGAGCACACAUCUGGAAAAUCUGUAAUAGCUUUGGCAAUCGAAGCAUACAUCAAAGAAAGCCAACAAGACAUACGUACGCUAGAACUGGACGAGCACUUCGCACGCUAUGCAACUUAUCAAACUCGUCUAUUUCUCUUUGCGGGUAACGACACCACCUCAUCUACCAUUGUAUAUGUCUUCCAUCUUCUCUCACAGCAUCCUGAAGCCUUGAAAAAGCUGCGAGACGAACAUGACACCAUGUUUGGAACCGACGCAAAUCAAACACCCCGAAUGUUAAAGGAAGAGCCUGCCCUAUUGAACAAGUGCUCGUUCACGCUCGCAGUCAUUAAAGAGACGUUACGUCUGUACCCACCAGCAGCAACGAUGCGCGCUGGUCGAAACGGUGUAUCUAUUACCGAUCGUCACGGAAACAUUUAUCCAAUGGAUUAUGUAGGCGCAACAAUUCUUCACCCAGCAGUCCAUAGCAAUCCUCGCGUAUGGGUUUCGCCAGAGAAGUUCAUUCCUGAGCGGUUCCUCGUCGGUGCAGAGCAUGAUCUGUAUGUUAAUACUGCGGCCUAUCGUCCUUUUGAGCAAGGACCACGAAAUUGUAUUGGACAGACACUUGUAUACAACGAGAUUCGUACUGUAAUGGUCAUGGUAGCAAGAAGCUUUGAUAUAGUGCCUGCUUACGAUGAGUGGGAUGCCAUAAGAGAGCGGCAAAUGUGUGGUUUGGCACGCCUUAAGGUUUGGGCCAUGGGGAAACCUGUCAAAACUGUACAUGGCGACAGAGCAUAUCAGACCGAGAAAGCAGGAACACAUCCUGCAGACGGGUAUCCUUGUCACGUAUCCUCACGUUGAGACAAUCCGUGGACUUAUAGGGAAAAGAAAGCUCUGAACUAUUGUCUUCUGUACCAUCUCAAAAAUGCGAGGCGUGAGGC
Molecule: messenger RNA, 1784 nt
Organism: Aaosphaeria arxii CBS 175.79
Lineage: Eukaryota; Fungi; Ascomycota; Dothideomycetes; Pleosporales
Product: cytochrome P450
Exons: 3
Coding region: 43-1704 (553 amino acids)
Molecular function (GO): heme binding; iron ion binding; monooxygenase activity
Source: RefSeq, a predicted model, not a curated record